AUGGACGGCCACACCCACCUAGCCGUGGAGUGGAAGGACCAGAGCCCAGGGGCAGACUGCAGCAUGCUGCCGAGCUUCCUCACCGACCCGUUCCCCGCGGACCCCCUGGUGGAGGACUGCGACGGCGGCAACGACGGCUCCGAGGGGGCCGGGUUCGAGAGGCACGGCCUGUCGGUGGCCGUGGGCUCGCCUCAGGAGGAAGGGAAGCCGGCGACGCCGCACUUCGGCCAGAGGUCCAGCUCCAGCAGCAGCCUCUCCGAGCGGAUGCAGGCCAGAGCUGGGUUCAGCGUCGCCAAGCUCAGCAUGCCUGGCAGCGAAUAUUCAGGAGCCCAGUCGCCUUACCUGACCAUCCCGCCCGGCCUCAGCCCGGCGUCGCUGCUGGAAUCGCCCGUGUUCCUCUCCAAUGCCAUGGGCCAGUCCUCGCCAACCACGGGGAAGUUACUCAUGCUUGGUGACACCAAUAACAACAAUAAUACUAGGCUUGAACCUCCCUCAAUUGAAGAUCGUCCCGGUGCAUUUUCUUUCAAGCCUUUGGACCUAAAAUCAUCACAGUACACUGCUGAAGGAAAGAAGGGAUCUCUACCCAACAGUCAGCACCCAUCAGCACCAAGCAGAGAUGUUCCUGUCAAGACAGAAACCAACAUUCAGACAACGACACGAGGCGCCAUUCCGCCAGGCCAUCUGAACCAAGCGCAGUUCAACAACGGGCAAGACCUGAUGAAGUGCAGCUACCAUGACUGCAAUAACAAGCGCAACCGUCUCGCAGCUGACAGGACCACGGCAGGUGGCGACAACAACGACGGCCCACCGGUAACGGCGGCGGACAGCGAGGCGGCGAAGGGAGACUACCCUGCUGCGGUGGCCACAGCAGCGCCGGCCGAGGACGGGUACAGCUGGAGGAAGUACGGGCAGAAGCAGGUGAAGCACAGCGAGUACCCGCGGAGCUACUACAAGUGCACGCACCCCAGCUGCCAGGUGAAGAAGAAGGUGGAGCGGUCGCACGAGGGCCACGUCACGGAGAUCAUCUACAAGGGCACGCACAACCACCCCAGGCCCGCCGCCCAGGGCCGCCGACCUGCCGGCGGCGCGCAGGUUCACCCGUUCAAUGACGCGCAGAUGGACGCGCCCGCGGACAACAACAACAACGGCUACGGCAAUGCUGGUGGCUCGCAGCCGAACGCGGAGGCGAGGUCGCUGUGGCACGCGGGCGUGGCUGUCCAGGACUGGCGCGGCGACGGGCUGGAGGCCACGUCGUCCCCCUCGGUGCCCGGCGAGCUCUGUGACUCGUCGGCUUCGAUGCAGGUCCAUGACGGCGCCGCCCGGUUCGAGUCCCCGGAGGGCGGCGUGGAUGUCACGUCUGCCGUGUCUGACGAGGUGGACGGGGAUGAUAGGGUGGCCCAUGGCAGCAUGUCCCAGGGGCAGGGCGCUGCCGACACCACCGAGGGCGAUGAACUGGAGUCCAAGAGAAGGAAGCUGGAGUCGUGCGCCAUUGACAUGAGCACUGCGUCCAGAGCUGUCCGCGAGCCUCGGGUCGUGAUCCAGACGACCAGCGAGGUGGACAUCCUGGACGACGGCUAUCGCUGGCGCAAGUACGGGCAGAAGGUCGUCAAGGGCAACCCGAAUCCAAGGAGCUACUACAAGUGCACGCACCCGGGGUGCUCGGUGCGGAAGCACGUGGAGCGCGCGUCGCACGACCUCAAGUCCGUGAUCACCACGUACGAGGGCAAGCACAACCACGAGGUCCCGGCCGCGAGGAACGGCGGCCACGGGAGCUCGGCGGCGUCGGGCGGCACGGGGGCGUCGCAGCUGUCCCACGCGCGCAGGGCGGAGCCGCCGUCGGUGCAGGACGGCCUGAUGAGGCUGGGCGGCUGUGGCGCGCCCUUCGGCCUGCCGCCGAGGGACCCGCUGGGGCCGAUGAGCAACUACCCGUACUCGCUCGGCGGCGGCCACGCGUCGCUGCCGAGCCUGCCGAUGCCGUCGGGGCUCGGCGCCGUGGAGGGGCUGAAGCUCCCCAUGCUGUCCCCGUCGCUGCACUCGGUGUUCAGGCAGAGGCAGGCCAUGGAGACGGCGGCGGGAUUCAGGGUGCCCAAGGGCGAGGUGAAGGACGAAGCCGCCGGGGCUGGGGCUGGCGCUGGGGGCGGCGCGGCGGCGGCGGCGGCGUAUCCGCAGACGAUGAUGAGCAGGCUGCCGCUGGGGCACCGGAUGUAG
Triticum turgidum subsp. durum (durum wheat) is the source of this 2208-nucleotide messenger RNA. The record is from the annotation of a GenBank genome assembly. NCBI's taxonomy places the organism in Eukaryota, Viridiplantae, Streptophyta, Magnoliopsida, Poales, Poaceae.